This is a messenger RNA of Schistosoma mattheei, 322 nucleotides long. The record is from the annotation of a GenBank genome assembly. Lineage: Eukaryota; Metazoa; Platyhelminthes; Trematoda; Strigeidida; Schistosomatidae.
AUUUUUAUAAUCCUUUAAAACAAUGUCUUGAACUACUAUUCAUUUUUUUUAUACGAAGACAUUGAAUUAUGAUUUGAUGGAUAUGAAACAAUCGAUUUCUACACAAAUGGAAAGUUACUUGGAUAAAUAUAAUGAAACUAAAGAGAUUGAAUCACCAUGUCAAGAAGUAAAACAACCAAAUAUAAUCAAUGAAGUAAAUGAUUCAACAACUAUUAAAUGUAUACAUUCAAGUUUACAAGAUGAAUUAAAUUUAUCAUUUUCAAUCAAAAUAAAUCAUUAAAAAUAAAUCAUAAACAUAUUAAAGCGCCUAAAUUAAAUUAUA